Messenger RNA from Aspergillus homomorphus CBS 101889, 2794 nucleotides. RefSeq lists its product as uncharacterized. Gene Ontology annotation, cellular component: nucleus. The record is from RefSeq and is a predicted model, not a curated record. Lineage: Eukaryota; Fungi; Ascomycota; Eurotiomycetes; Eurotiales; Aspergillaceae. Gene Ontology annotation, molecular function: DNA binding. The transcript has a single exon. Bases 200 to 2794 code for a protein of 864 amino acids.
CAUCCCGCUUUGCGGUCUAUGACACGAGGUAAAUACACCACCACCACCACUACUAGAACGCAACACAACCCGAUCGACGAAAGUGGGCAACGAACGGAGAGCCAGAAACAAGGGGUUGUGUUGAGAGGGAGGAUCAUCUUCCAACCUUCCUUCCACCUUCAUUCGAAGCCUUCCGCCUGAUUCCACACACACCCACGUCAUGUUCCAUCUACCGUUGAGACCUAAUGAUCGAGAUCGCGACAGGGACCGGACUCGCAAAGCAUCUACAUCCUCAACUCUUUCUUCCAAAUCUAAACAACGCAAGCACCGCUCGUCCCACGGACCAUCUUCUACCCGCCCCUCAACCAGGGACCGACCGCCCGACCCUUCCACGGAUCGCUCCUCGACCCCUUCGCUCUCCGCCUCCAAUACCCGCCAGCAACGUCGAUCCUCAAUGCCGGGCGUAGACAGCGCCAGCCGUUCCGGCACGGCUUCCUUCCUCGAAUCGAGAACCAGCCUCCCUUAUCCGACCUUCUCCAAGGCUCACAGCAGAGAAGCUGUCGGCAAACCGGGUAUCCCGACCCCAGACCCGACCGACCUGACAGAACAAGGCAAAGAGCCGGCCGACGGAGCAAGCCAUGAUCGCUCCGACAACAACAAACAUGCGCCACCGAGCCCUCCUUUGACCAGCGUUGACCAACAAUCCCGUCAAGGCAGCACAGUCUGCGAUAACAAAGAAGGGAAAACUACAGAGGAGAAACCGAAGACUAAGAUUCGGAUUCGAGCCGAAUCAACUCGCUCAUCCUCGAGUCUGCGAUCGAAGAAGGAUGAAGGGACCAAGUCGAGCAAGACGGUGCGAUCAGAAUCAACGAAAUCGAAACGCUCCAGUCAUGACAAGGAAUCACCAUCCCGGACGGCCAGUCGCAAGUCCUCUAAGAGCAAGAUAGUGGAGGACAUAGCGCCACCCAAACGGCCCUCCAGUCGCACUGCCACGACGCCGCCGCGCUCCCCAGCAACGGUACGCGAUAUUGGCCCAGAUUCGGCAAAUGGGUCGGAGGCUACGACGGUUGCACCGGCUCACCAGUCCACUACAUCCCGCAAGGUCAGAAGCCCGGAGAAGCCACCAUCUCGCACACAAACGCGUUCGUCCAUGUCUCAUCGUCCAGGGUCUGCAUUCCGUAGCCCGAUGGAAGCUGCAUAUGAUUACGGCCGGCCUCCAACCGCAAACUCGGCCUAUGGAGCACCUCCACCUCCGCCCCCACCCCCGGAGGUGCCUAUAUCGAUCCCCAAGGUGGACUACCUGUUGCAGAACGGUGGCUUGGACCACCGAGCGCCAAAAUCACUUCUUCAAAGUUUGAGCGGCUCAUCAGAGGCCACCCCGUAUUCUCCGACACAGCCACAGAUUGUGGCAAGCAAAGUCUUCGAGCCCCUCAAUCGGCUUUUGGAGGAUUUUCACCAUGUUAUGACGAAAAAUGGCUCACUCGCUGUUGCAACGGGGUAUCGAUCAGUCGCUCGGCGACUUCUUGACCGCCUUGAGGCAGUGUUUGCUCGUGACAUCUCGUCUGAAUCCUGCAAUUGUCUCAUGUGUGACCAUGAAGAACUCGAGGAACGUCCCACAGGCGUCAGCUGGGGCGAGGUGCUUGAAUUGGUAUCUGGCCGUCGCGAGCUGCCCAGCUGGCCACCUUUCAGAUUGUCUCCGACGGUCGUUGACCCGGAUUGGUCUGGUGAUGAGCACAUCCCCAUGCAAAAAUUGGACAUCGAUGUGCCGGAGGAAUAUCGGGACCAUUACAUUCGACAGUCACGCAAGACGAAGGUCGCUGUUGAUAAAUGGCUCAGUGAACAGACCGGCGGAGGCACAAGUGCUCCCGAUGAGGUCGAUGAUGAGACUCUGACUUUCGCCAUCUUGACUCAUUUGGAACCCGAGGAGCGGCAACUCUUCUCUGCCAUCCUUGGGAUCAGCUCUACUGCACCUACACCACGGCCCGAGGGGCAGCCGCGGCCGCGACCAGCGCCCUUGAUCUCCUCGACCUUGGCGAUCCAACGGUUGUAUCGUCUGUCGACUCCACCGCGGGAUCCCGAGACUGCGAUCUAUAUGCUCAACAACCCCGGCAUGCAUCAUGUCCUGGCAACUCUAGCGGCAAUCAGCGACGACGAAUGGGACAUCCUCAUCUCUGGUCGUUUCGAUGGAUUUCUACGCAGUGGCGCCGAAGAUUCCUUCCCGUCCGGCUCAACCCCUUCGCGCUAUAGCAACAGCCGGUCUAACACCCCUUUCACGACUGGUGGGAUCUCGCGCGGGCCAACCCCUAGCCAGCUAGACGGGAUUUCCAGGCCGGCCAGUCAGCCAUACGGCACGUCUCCCUCUCCCGCGCCUGCAUCAUUUGGAGGACCCAUUGCACUGGAUGAAGAGAUGGAAAUCGCGGCUCUGGCGGAGAUUGAGCGAGACAUCUACCUGGGGAUGGAGGCGCUUGAAGACGCAUUCGAGGCCCUGCAUUGCAAGGCUGAGGUCGUGCGCCGGGCGCUGCGCGAGCGAGGAGCCGGGUUGUCAAUUGCGAACCAGAAUCGUCGCGGUUCCUUCGUCGAGGCUCGACUGGGCACUCCAGCAUCUGGCUUCGGGCUCUGGGGGGAGAACGGUGCGGACGACGAUUUCUUCCUGGACGAUGGUGUGUCUCUGGCUCCGGACGAUUCGGCAAGUAACAUCAGUUCCAACCGACGUCGUCGACCGAAGCGGCGGACAGAACGUCGGACCCCAGCGCCCGUCGAAGAGGAAGAUGAAGAAGAGGCAUAUGACAGUCGACGUGGGACGCGAAGGAGAUAA